This is a messenger RNA of Ectocarpus sp. CCAP 1310/34, 1299 nucleotides long. Lineage: Eukaryota; Phaeophyceae; Ectocarpales; Ectocarpaceae. The record is from the annotation of a GenBank genome assembly.
UGAAUCAUUCCGCCGCACCUUCUGUGUAGAGACUGGAGAGCGACGUGGAGCAGGACAUAAGUGCGCUGCUGGUCAAAAGGGAGAUCCGCUCAUACGACGGUAGCAGUAGCCCUGAGUAUGGCGAUGUCUAUUCCUCCCGGGCUGAAGCCCGUGACGCAGUACGUGCGCCGGGCGGAGAGGCUAGACAAGGCUCCCGAGCCCGAGGCGCCGGUGGUCGCGUACCACUGCCGAAUGUACGCGACUGAACAGGCAAUGAAGCUGCAGGACAACUCCGAAGCAGGGAAGGCGUUCAUUAUGUCGAUGAUCGGACGUCUGGAGGAGGACAAGAAGAAGGGGAUGGCGCAAUUCUCCCGGGAAGAGGGCCAGAAAAUGACGAUGGAGUGGGCGAUGAGAGAGUUCAACGCGGCAGACGAGGAGGAUAGGGCUGGGCUCGCUGACCAGGGCACCGCGCGGACAUUUUACGCCGCUGGAGUGUUCUUCGACGUGCUUCGUCAGUUCGGUGCCCCCGACGAGGAGAUGGACCGCAGACGCAUCUACUGCAAGUGGAAGGCCUCGCAGAUCCUCAAGGCUCUCAAGGAGGGGAAGAUACCGACUCCCGGGGGGGCUGGGGAGGACGUCGUUACAGGAAUGCCUUCCGGCAACGAUGCAGCAGCACCGGCGCCGGCUCCGGAGGCAACGGAAAUUCCUUCUUCUAGCGGAGGCGGAGGCGGAGGCGGCAGCUUCGGCGGCGGCGGGUAUGGCGGUGGCACCGACGAAUCGAAGCAGAACGACCCCCUAGCCGGACUGAUCCCCGAAGCCCCCAAGGACAACCCUUUCCUCAGCCCCUCGCCCACCCACGAAGAAGAAGCAGCAGCGGCAGCCGUUGACGCCACGCCACCAGCUUCAUCACCUUACCACCAGCCUCAGCCGUACGGGGGCGGCGGCGGCCCAGGCCCGGAAGCCGCUGCAGCAGCGGGGUACCCGGGCGUGGCCGCCCCGUCCCCGUACGCAAGACCAGGGCCGCCGGCCCCCGAGCCCGCUCCGUACGUGGCGCCCGUGGCCCCAGCCCCCUCUCCCUACGCGGCGCCGGCACCGGCGCCUGCAGCGCCGCGGCCGAGGUACGAUCCGUCGACGCGGCCGAGGACGCCCGUGCCGUCCCCGGCCGGGCCGCGGAGAUCGGGCAGCGGCGGCGGCAGGGUGAUGGAGGGCAACAUGGCGGACGCGAUGGAGCACUGCAAGUUCGCCUUGCGGGCGCUGGAGAAGAAGGAUGUGGACCUCGCGGUGCAGAAACUGCACGAAGCCCUGCAGCAGCUCACAUAG